AUGCUCUUCUUCAGCUUCUUCAAGACCCUUACGAACCAGACCGUCAUUAUCGAACUCAAAAACGAUAUCCGCAUUCGGGGAACUCUGAAAUCGGUCGAUCAGUACCUCAACAUCAAGCUGGACGAUGUCGACGUCCUAGACCUGGACAAAUAUCCCCACCUUUCGUCGGUCAAGAACAUGUUCAUUCGAGGCAGUGUUGUGCGCUACGUGGUGCUUCCCCGGUCGGAGGUUGACGUUGGUCUUUUGGAGGAUGCUACGAGGAGAGAAGCUGCAAACCAGGCCGGAAAGGCUCGAUGA
This is a messenger RNA of Aspergillus affinis, 297 nucleotides long. Its product is annotated as Sm-like protein LSM2. Gene Ontology annotation, cellular component: U6 snRNP; P-body; U4/U6 x U5 tri-snRNP complex. The coding region runs from base 1 to 297 and encodes 98 amino acids. The transcript is spliced from 3 exons. Gene Ontology annotation, biological process: mRNA splicing, via spliceosome. Gene Ontology annotation, molecular function: RNA binding. NCBI's taxonomy places the organism in Eukaryota, Fungi, Ascomycota, Eurotiomycetes, Eurotiales, Aspergillaceae. The record is from RefSeq and is a predicted model, not a curated record.